AUGUCUAAUAAGAAUCAACAACAACUUAGCAUUGAGUUUAAUGAUAAAGAUGAGCGAGAAUUGCAUUUUAAGGUGGAUGGGAGAGUCAUGAAGUAUCCUAUCAGGCGAAUUGACACCUAUAAUUACAUGAUCGACGAAUACGAAACUGUGCACUGCACUGAUAACAUUAUUGGAGAUUCAUUGAAAGAAAUGCUCCACCCUUCCUUUGAAGGCUCGGAGACGUCAGAAAGUGAUAUUGAAUAUUUUGUUACAAAGUGCAGUGCCAUCACCGAAGUAUUUUAUGUCAAGGGUGGGAGUCCGGGAAGGUUGAAGUCCGAACUCCAUGCACCUGUUCGAAUAAAACUUCUGGAUGAAGAUGCAGUCUGGAGGUGCAAAUCAGUUCCGCUAGGUAGCAAAAGGUAG
Molecule: messenger RNA, 402 nt
Organism: Lodderomyces elongisporus
Lineage: Eukaryota; Fungi; Ascomycota; Pichiomycetes; Serinales; Debaryomycetaceae
Exons: 3
Coding region: 1-402 (133 amino acids)
Source: RefSeq, a predicted model, not a curated record